AUGAUUUCGCUUUGGACAUCCGAAGAGACAUUGGGUUGUAACUAUAAGGUCUAUCAAAAACCAUACUACUCAUACCAUACUCGAGAAGCAUACUUCAAUCAGAUGGAUCUGUUCUGGGGUAUUGCUGAGCAGAUCAAUACUGAUACCGUAGCCCUACAACCGUAUCAUGACUUCGCACAAAGCAUUGUCAUGCAUCUGACAAAUUUCCGUCUCGAAACGUCACCGGAGCGAGUCUCGACCGCGCUCACUGUCAGAGCGAUCAGGGACAAUAAGCCGGUUACGGUAGGUGUCGAAGACAGCUUAGAGCAGGGGGAGGGCAGUCGAAAAUGA
This is a messenger RNA of Cylicostephanus goldi, 330 nucleotides long. Lineage: Eukaryota; Metazoa; Nematoda; Chromadorea; Rhabditida; Strongylidae. The record is from the annotation of a GenBank genome assembly.